UGUUCUUCAGUAGGAGGAAGAUACUUUUCACGGGGCGGACGCGGCCGGACUUAUUACUUUUUUUGGCCAAACCAGCGUUAAAUAUUGAAGAAAAUAACUACAAUUCAACGCACCGAGCUGACAGAAAGUUUGGGGAAAUGUCUGGCAGCCGAGACGAGGAUAAACCCCCGGGAGAGCAGGAACCUCAAGGCGCCGUCGGCGGAGAAGAUGUUGUUGAUGAUCCCAUCUUGGAGCAGGGAGCAGUGGUCCUCAGAGGGUAUGUGAUUGAACGUAUAAACACAGAAGACCCUAGUCGGCACGUCUCCUCUGAGGAUCUGGGAGGAAGGCCAGAUGAACUACAGGAUCCACAAAUUAAAGAAGUGGUGGAUCAGCUACUCAAGAUAGCUGAUGACCUGAACAGGAACGCUGAGCUCCAGCGACUUAUCAACCAGGUUCAGGGAAACUGUGCUCAGGACAUCUUCAUGAAGGUGGCCAGGAGCAUCUUUGCUGAUGGAAUAAACUGGGGUCGAGUGGUGGCUCUCUUUCAUCUGGCCUACAGACUUAUAUACAAGGCUCUGACCACCAACCAUUUAGAGAACAUCAGAAUGAUUAUCAGCUGGGUUCUCCAAUUCAUUAGAGAGCAGCUCUAUGUCUGGCUUGUGCAGCAGGGAGGCUGGGAGGGGGUGAUCCGUAGCUUUCCUCGAUGGAGGACAGCAGCCAUAGUAGCAUCAGUAGUACUGGUGGCAACUUUUAUUUAUCUCAGGAGGACACGCUGACACUACCAGACCUCACAACCAGGACUGCAGUCCCAUCUCCUGGAUAUAUGCAGCUUUUUGAUAAAGACAGUCUUUGGGACAUUAAUUACAACCACUCCUCAUCCUUCAUAUCAUUAACAAGAGGUCGUCAAGUAUUUUACUUUACUCAGGUUUCCUAGAACAAAAGAAGUGCUUUUACAGCCAGUUGUCCACUAGGCAUCUCUGUCUUCCUUCACCAGCAGCUUAUCAAGACCUUCCACAAAUUACAGAAGCUGCUACACAACCUUCACCAGCCAUUUUGGAGGCAUUUAGCUGCUGAGUAGCAGCAGCUGUCAGCAAUGAUGUUGUUUAAAGAAGUGGGACAUACUACAGCUGUCAUCUAAGCCAAGGACCUGACCUUACCUGAACCACAUUUAAGGCUCUGGGUGGGGUCUUUGGCCUCAGCAAAAUUUGAACGAGACUUAGAGGACAUAGAGAGUAGGACUGCUCGAUGGAGAUCACUAUUAUUUAACUCGAUUGCUCAUAGACUUUAGAAUCCUGCAUUUAUUAAACUUUUUAAAAAAAGAACUUCAGCUUUUUAGCCUUAGGUUUUGUUGAAAUUUAAAUGUAAUUCAAAACAAAUAUAAAGAUAAAUGCAAAGAAAUAAUGAAGUCAGGUCGUCUGCAAGGGAUUUAGCACCAGGUUCUCUACAAACAUGCAGUGUGAGAUAGCACGUUUGUAACCAGUGUACAAAUAAACCUCUGCAACAGACAGAUGUGGCUAUCUGACACCACCGUAGGUCCAAUGCAACAAGUUUGAUUAAUUGCUCAAUCUAAAGACGAGACCUGAAAAAUGACCCUAAGGACACUAACAUGAUUUUUCUUAAUGCAAGCAAUCAAUCAAUCAAAAUUGACUGCAUUCCAUGUGAUUUUUUUUUUUUUUGCUGAAGUUUUAAUACUGUUGUAUUUUGACCAAACGGUAGCCAUGGUGGUUCUCUAGUUAGAAUAUUAUAGAAUAGAAAGCCUUUAUUGUCUUUAUUAACCACGCUCAUAUCUUUUUAUACACAUGCAUGUCAACAAAUGAAGCAUCAUGGUUGUCAUGAGUCUUCAGAGAUGAAGAAAGUACCAAAUGCCAACGCUCUGCACAAUGGGAAAUGCUCUUUCUGGGUUUUUUUUUUUUUUUUUAAAUGGACAUGAUCCAUCUCAGGUUCAGGUUAAUCACCUGUUCAGGUCCUUCUUAGAUAAGUGCAGUGCAAUACGUAAAGGGAAUGAGAUUUUUAUUUGUGUUUUGAACUACUCUCUAUCCCCUCACCAUCACUGUACUGUGAAAACAUCUGAAUUGCACACAGACUGGUAAAAUCCAUGCUAACAGUACCACUGCCUGAUUUGAGGGCAAAACGGCUAUCCUCUGCUUAAAUCCUUAGUUUAAAAAUAAAAGACAGAUUUGAGGUGUCUGCAUAAUGCUGAAGUAUGGAGUGUGAGUGGACAGGAGAGCAUUUUGAAAAGACCAGUGUGUGACUGACAAAUAGUCAUGUAAAACUCUGCUCCAGGAGUGUUAAGAAGCUAAUUUCGGUUGUGUCUAUGGCUCAUGGUCUCCCAGUUGUUUGUAAAUGACAAGUCUGAUCUGACUGAGGAAGUCAAUGCAGCAGCCUAUAAAAUGCAGUCAGCCUUGAUAAGCAGGUUUAUCACCUACCAUCAAAUCAUUGACAUGCACUUUGUCACAGCAAAUUUUACCUAAAUAUACAAUGUGAGUAAAAUUCAUCAACCUGCUGAUCAUGUCUAAAUGUCUCAAAACUUGACUUGUAAUGUAUUACUUUUACUUUACUUUUUUUUCUACUUUUCUACUCUUCUUUUGUCUCUUGAAGCCUGAGUGGACUCCUCAGAGUGACAAGGUAUUGAUGUCACAUGUAGCUUAUUGUCAAAGUUGCUUUUACUUGCAUUAUAACAGAACUGGCCUGCUGACCCAUCAUGACAGUUUCUUGGUUGCCAUGGACAGCAUUCAACUGCAUCUUCACUGAGCCUUAUUAUGAACAGAUGUUCAUAUGACGGUACAUUUUUAGCCCGUAAAACUUGUGUGACCAUUGAGAAAUGGUUGGAAAAAAAUACCUAUGUAGAUUCUUAAAAUAGACAAAGGGGAGCAAAACUUUAGUGAACAAGAGAUUGUUCUGUAUGUCUGUGUGGGAAUAAAGUUUUAUAGAUGAAGAUGUCAUUAUUGAAACUAGUACUUUUUACUCAUUGCAUUUUUUUGCUUUUAGAUUUGAGUUCUUUGGGAGGGAAAUCACACUAUUCAUCUACUGUUCUGUUGUAUCUGUUUAAAUUGAAACCUAAUGAUUUUUAAUUUUUUGUCAGAAAAAAUGAAAUUUUAAUGGACUACAUUUCUGUGAAUAAAUUAAAAGUGAAUUAGA
Messenger RNA from Acanthochromis polyacanthus (spiny chromis), 3117 nucleotides. RefSeq lists its product as uncharacterized. The transcript has 6 exons. Gene Ontology annotation, biological process: extrinsic apoptotic signaling pathway in absence of ligand; mitochondrial fusion; intrinsic apoptotic signaling pathway in response to DNA damage. Bases 138 to 755 code for a protein of 205 amino acids. Lineage: Eukaryota; Metazoa; Chordata; Actinopteri; Pomacentridae. Gene Ontology annotation, cellular component: mitochondrial outer membrane. The record is from RefSeq and is a predicted model, not a curated record. Gene Ontology annotation, molecular function: protein heterodimerization activity; channel activity; protein homodimerization activity.